Molecule: messenger RNA, 1610 nt
Organism: Daphnia pulicaria
Lineage: Eukaryota; Metazoa; Arthropoda; Branchiopoda; Diplostraca; Daphniidae
Product: peptidylglycine alpha-hydroxylating monooxygenase-like
Exons: 7
Coding region: 82-1461 (459 amino acids)
Biological process (GO): peptide metabolic process
Cellular component (GO): membrane; extracellular region
Molecular function (GO): copper ion binding; oxidoreductase activity, acting on paired donors, with incorporation or reduction of molecular oxygen, reduced ascorbate as one donor, and incorporation of one atom of oxygen
Source: RefSeq, a predicted model, not a curated record
CAGUUGCUUGUUUUCACUGCGUGCCGAUUGUCGUCUACACAUUUUCUCCUUCAAAGAUUCAAUUGAAAUCAAAUUAACGAGAUGAUGUCUCCCAUUUGGCUCUUAAUUAAAAUGGCCGUCAUCUUCUAUUAUUGCGUCACGUGCUGUGAUGGCUUCUCCGAUAUGCCUCCACCUCUACCUGGCACCAACACCUAUCAAUUGCGAAUGCCCGGCGCUGUCCCCACAGUCGAUGACGAUUACAUUUGCACAGCGUUCAAAUUGGACCCGGAGAAGGAAAUGUACAUCACCCAAUUCAAGGUGGAAGGGACGGCCGAUAGAGCCCAUCACAUGAUUCUCAGCGGAUGUGCUGGCGAAUUAACCAACUCUGCCACUCCGUCCUGGAAAUGCGCUUCUCACGGGACUGGAAAAGUGUCGUGUUCCGGACCAACGAGAAUUUUAUACGCCUGGGCUAAAAAUGCCGAUGGCACUCGUUUGCCUCCGUCCGUUGGCUUCCGCAUCGGUGGCCCUGGCAAAUCGCGGGUGAAAUAUUUGAUCAUUCAGGUGCACUACGCCAACAAACUGGCGCCAGGAGUGCGCGAUUACACCGGAUUGGACUUGGAAAUCACCAGCCAACCGCAAAGGUACAUUGCUGGAAUUUUAUUAAUGCUGGCCUUGCCGGAAAUCCCGCCUCACCAGGCAGUUGUCAAUUCUGACAUUUGCUGUCCGAUCGAUAUGCCCGUCCCGAUCAACAUUUUCGCCGCCCGCGUUCACGCCCACGGGCUCGGAACGGUCGUCACCAGUUACAAAUACGACCCCGAAACGCGCGGAACGGAAUUGAUCAUUAAGGGAAAUCCGCAAUGGCCUCAAGCGUUCUACCCGACGACGCGUGAAUUUACCAUGACCAAAGGCGAUGAAAUUCUGAUGAGGUGUACCUACAGUUCUCUAGGCAAAAGCACUUUCACCUAUGCAGGUCUUACUGGAUCCGACGAAAUGUGCAAUGUGUACCUGAUGUACUACACGGACAACACCGACAUCGGGGCUGAAUUCCAGUCGUGCGGAUACUUGUGCAAUGCGGAGCAAAAUCGAGCCUAUCCGGCCGAUUCCAUCCAGCCGCUCCCACCCAAUCCGAUUCUGGAGGCUUACGCCAUCCACGGCAAAAUGAACCACCAACUGCGGACCAAUUCCAGCACUUCUGCCAUCCAGGAAAUGCCAAUUGUUGUUGAACCAAUCAUCAUCGACAACAAUUCGUCACAGCAUGAAACGUCUAAUGGGGAAGGUCUGAUGGUCAAUCACGAUGUUCAUCAUCACGUUGAAAUGGAGUCGACAACGAACGUUGCAGAACCACCAGCAGUUACGAUUACGCAAGCGACCAAAGAAAUUCGCCGUGAAAAAGUGAAAGCAAUAUCUAGCAAAUCUGACAGUCAAAAGAAAGAUGACAACUUUUGGUCAUUUUUAUUCUUUUUUCGUCGUUUUUUCUCGUAAGUUUUUCACAACACCGGCAAAUGCUUACAGGAAAUGUUGACCAAAAAUAAUUCAAAGAAAAUUGGCACCUACUGCAAAGUUUAAUGAAUCAAUCGUUAAUUGUAGAUGUCAGAUGGCAGUGGCACGAAAUAAAUGAAAUUCAAAACUAU